AAAGAAGGGGAAGUUGAAAAGAAAUGACAGAGACCUAUCCAAGGACCCGAGAAAAAACGAAAAGGCUGCCCAACUAUUCUUAAAUCCUUUCAUUAGCUGUCGCUUAAAGGUCACUGCUAGCCAAAGGUCUUACACAACAGAUGCAGCAACAGCAACAACACCAGCUGCUGCUGUUAAACCAUUUAUAUCAAUCCGAUUCCUAAAAAUCCGAAAAAGGAAAAAAGAAUUUUGAUUCCUUCUCUGGCGAACCAAACGAGAUGGGUUGUACGGGAUCCAAACGAACCAGGGGUAACGAAAAUACGAAGCAAAUCAGAAAGCCAAAGCCUUGGAAGCAUGCUGAACCGAUUACAAGGACACAACUCAUGCAGAUGCGUGAUGAAUUUUGGGAUACGGCUCCUCACUAUGGUGGCCGGAAAGAGAUAUGGGAUGCGCUUCGAGCUGCGGCAGAAGCUGAAUUAAUCCUUGCACAAGCAAUUAUUGAUAGUGCUGGCGUGAUUGUCCAGAAUGAUGAUUUAACAAUUUGCUAUGAUGAGAGAGGUGCCAAGUAUGAACUGCCCAAGUAUGUCUUGAGUGAGCCGAUCAAUUUGAUUCACGAGACCUGACAAACAGAGACCAAAGAAUACAGUGAUUCAUUUAGAAUGUAAAUCGUGUAAAUUAAGAUGAUAAUACUCGAAUCUCCAAGAUGUCUUCCUAUUAAAAUCCCCACUCGUGUACAAUAUAGUUCUUGUCAGCAAAAGCUCGAGCUGUUUCAACAAUGAGAUUCCAUUAAACUCCCCAUCAUAUUCUAGGAGACAACCGAAUAUCCAACACAAUUUCAAUAAAUUUAUGAUGUAUGGAUUCAAAUGUUUAGUUUGGAAACUAAAAGAAUUUUUGUGAA
Messenger RNA from Durio zibethinus, 877 nucleotides. RefSeq lists its product as uncharacterized. The record is from RefSeq and is a predicted model, not a curated record. Lineage: Eukaryota; Viridiplantae; Streptophyta; Magnoliopsida; Malvales; Malvaceae.